GAGUCUAUAUUCUAACUCCCAUGUUGGUUUUAUUCAGUGAUACGGAUUCAGAUAGUUCAUCAACUACAUCCUCCUCUUCGUGUUCUCCUUCAGUGGUGUCUGAUGAAGAUGAUCGUCCAAAUGAGAAGGAUAACAGAUCUUACUGUGUUAAAACAAAAGAUGAAUUGCCUAUUGAUGAACUGCCUCCUGUUGAAGACUUAUCAGUGAUUCUGCCUGAUGAGGUUGAAUUAAAGCUCUUUGGGACAGUGUCCAGCAUUAUUGAGCAGCUGGUAAUAAUUGAAUCACUGAGAGGCCUACCUCCAGUAAAUGAGGAAAGCAUAAUUUUUAAAGAAGAUCGGCAAGCAGUGGGAAAGAUAUUUGAGAUAUUUGGUCCUGUUUUACAUCCCUUUUAUGUGUUGAGAUUUAACAGCUCUGAGCAUAUCAAAGCAAAAGGUAUUAAUGUGCAAGAUAGCAUGUAUUUUGCUCCAUCAGUGGAGGACUUCACCAAGUAUAUAUUUGCAGAGAAACUGAAACAGGAAAAAGGUUCGGAUGCAUCUUGGAUGAAUGACCAAGAACCACCACCUGAAGCCUUGGAUUUCAGUGAUGAUGAAAAAGAAAGGGAGGCAAAACAGAAGAAAAAGAAGCCUCAAAGUGAAGGAAGGAAGAAACUGAAAUCAGAAACAAAUGCAGCAAGUGAGAAUAAAGGACUUCAUCAGUCAGUGCAACAGCCUGGUUCAAGCUAUUCAAGGGGAUACUGUGGCAGGGGUUUCUCCAGGGAUCCAUUUCCUUCUCCAUCAGGCCCUCCAGGUUUUUUGAGACCACAAGUAAGACCGCCACAGCUAUACUCUUCGGACAACAGAAUACAUCAGGAAUCUCCAGUGUUUCCACAGCCUCAUAGAAAAGAAAAUUCAAUGAUGCAACAGUAUCCCUUUCCUCCUCCAGUUUUUGGUUCUGUUAAUGACAUGCAUCAGUUCAACCUUCUGCCUUCUAAUCUGAAUAUGAUUUGGACAGGCCCGAACAUGUACAGCUCAGCAUACCCAUUUUUACCUCCGCCACCGCCGCCUCCACCUCCUCCAGAUAGCCAUCCUUCUCAGUUUAGGCCUUACUAG
This is a messenger RNA of Leptosomus discolor (cuckoo roller), 1088 nucleotides long. Lineage: Eukaryota; Metazoa; Chordata; Aves; Leptosomiformes; Leptosomidae. The record is from RefSeq and is a predicted model, not a curated record.